Messenger RNA from Durusdinium trenchii, 2444 nucleotides. The record is from the annotation of a GenBank genome assembly. Lineage: Eukaryota; Dinophyceae; Suessiales; Symbiodiniaceae.
AGAUUUGGGUUCAAGCCGAUGAAUGGCGGGGCGGGGCGGAUGGAGUUGAGUAGAUUUGAAGCAGCACAUGGCAGAUGAGCCAGCAGAACUGGCUUUGUAGACGUCUCAGGUGUUUUUUGAAGUUUUUGGCUUGCCUCCGCCAUGCUCAGAGGACAGAAGUAGAAGAGAAAAGCAAGGAAGAGGAGGACGAGGGCAGUGAGGUCAGGGACGAGAAAGAUGAGGCAAAGCCGAAAUUCCAGUCCCCGGCAGAUCCUCGGCACUUAGAAGCCUUGUCCAACCGCUACCCCGCAUGUUGCAGAAUUGAAGCUGCAGAGCACAGGGCGAUUUCUUUUGCACAAUUGCAAGAUGUAGUGAACUAUUCUCUGACAAGCAGCACUUGUUGGGACCUUGACACGCCACAUGGGCCAUGGGCGUUGACCCAUUACGAUAUCAUGAAAUGGCUUGUGACGCCUUCCACGCAGGCUCACCAAUGCUCAUUUACCGAACUCGUCGCAGCUGGUGCCCAGUCAGCCGAAGUUUAUGUGAGCCACUGCUUUGGGCAACCAGCACGAGAUAUGCUGGAAUGCCUCCAGCAGCAAUCAAGAACUCGUUUGCUUGGCGAUGCAUUCUUUUGGAUUUGGGCCUAUGCACAUCAACACGGUCAGAGCUUUGUGCCAGAGAGUUUGCAUGACUCAGAUGCCUUCCAGGCAAUGAAGGCCUCUCAAUGGGUUCUUCUGCCAUUGGGCAUGAGUUCCCUCUUCAGCAGAACUUGGUGCUUGAUAGAAGUUACGCUGGCUGUUGUGGAGCUGCAGAAACCAUUGGACAUGGUAGCCUUUGCAUUGGAGGGCCCCGUUGUUUUGACGCAGAGCCUCACAGAAGUUGAAUGCAGAAUGGAAAGCAAACUGCAAGGAACAGGCUUUCGUGAGAAGAACAGAAGGGAAGAGACGUUUCCAGCAGACGUUUUGACCGCUGCGCUUGACAUUGCAAUUGAGAGAUCAGACGCCGUGAGCAAGAUGGACCGGAACCGUUUGCUGCACAAGCUCCUAGAAGAACAAGGUGUGGACCUUGCGGCUGUGGCCUUGAAUCGGUAUUUUGAAAGGGUGAAUGUGAAGCUUCGUGGCCUUUUCGCCUCCAUGAUGUGGCUGCCCAUGGUUGAAUCCGAGAAGCUUCCGCGAAAUGCACUGGCCGAAUGCGUGAAAGCUAACGUAUCAAACGACUCCUUGAUCGUUAACUUAUGCGCGUCCAAGGUGGACGAUGCUCAUUUGUCACUGCUAGCAGGAUCCAUGCACAAUCAUCUCUCUCGAGUGGACCUGAACUUUUGCAUGUGCUCCAAACUCACUGGAAAGGGAGUCGAGGACUUGUGCAGGCAUAUGCCUCAAAAGCUGAAGACUCUGAAGCUAAACUUCAAGCUUUGCUCUGGCGUGGGUCAAGGUGGCAUCGACGCCUUGGCUUCCUUCCCUGUAAGCCUCACCUCCUUACACUUGAACUUUAGCUGCAACUCCGAGAUUAGGAGCUUGGCAAGCAUUUGCCAAAGCAUCAGAGGAUUGGCGCAAAGUUCCUUGAAGCUGUUGGACUUGGAUGUAUCUGCAGUGGAGAAGAUCAAUGACAAGAGCUUGAUUUUGUUGGCGGAAACGUUGGAGCUCAGCAGAUUGAGAAACAUAUUCUUGUCAUUCCGUUCAUGCAGAGCCCUGAGUGAUGUGGGGGUAGAAGCAGUUGCUGGCGCACUCCCCCCCAGUGUCACACUCCUCAAGCUGGAUUUUGCAGACUGUGAUAUUUCAGAUGUGAGCUUGGAUGCUUUGUCCAGUCAACUUUCACAUUUCCAAGAGAUUGGCGUGAUCCAAGUGAAUUUGCAAGGCUGCCAGGUCACAGAAACAUCUGUCGCUCGUUUUGUUUCAAAACUUCCCAGGAGUCUUCGCGGUGCAAAACUCAACUUGAGUGGCACACCUUUGCCACAGGAAAUUCAGAAGAUUUGUCGACGAUUGCCAACGAUGAGGUCUUGGGUUCCAUCAAAGCCCAGCGCAAAUGCCUUCAGCUCAACACAAACCUGCAACAAUUCAGCUCAAGAGCAAAGGAGCGGCCUCGCAUUGGAAAGCAUUGAUUUAUUCCUACACCGGGGCCAGGUCCAAAGUGUUUCGCUUCCUGCUGUCAAAGCCAUCAGGGGGCAUAAACUUUCUUGGCUAGAGACCAUGUACCCCUCGGCUACGGAUGAGGAAAUGAAGCGUCUCAGCCGUGCUUUUAGUGAGCCACACGUGCGACAGUUUAAGGCUUUGUUGCCCAAAGUGGCAAGCCUUACGCGUGGAGGAUCGAGUGUUAACUCGGCAAGGCCGGAGUGUAUGUACUCGAGACCUCGAACAUCGUACAACGGCUUUUCAGAACCAAUUUGGUACCCGUGAAUGACAUAUCCUGAGAGUCUGGGCCUUGAAGAGGUCAGGCUUAUGCAGGCUUUCAACUUGGAGAAAAGGGGC